This is a messenger RNA of Strongylus vulgaris, 384 nucleotides long. NCBI's taxonomy places the organism in Eukaryota, Metazoa, Nematoda, Chromadorea, Rhabditida, Strongylidae. The record is from the annotation of a GenBank genome assembly.
AUGUCGCGACAUGGCCAUCGCGUGCGUAACAAAACGCGACACCGCUCCUUUGAGCUAGAAUCCAACAAAACCACAAUGAUUAGCAGACGAAGCUGCCAAAAACGACGUCAAACCGAACCGGCAGUCUGCGAUGCUGCCGCCAAAGUGAUGAUAAUUGAAGAAGACGAAGAUGCCGCUCCUGAGGACUACACCGACUCUAUGGGCUACACGACUUACCACGAGUCGUCACGACGUCCAUCCGAUUUGCCGCUAAGUCCUAUGCUAACCAUAGAUGAAAAUCACGAAACGAUUAUCCCGCCGGUUAAUGGUGAUUGCAAAAUGUGCCCUAAUGAUGAUACGUGCUCUAUUAAGGUUAUUUGUGACACCCUAGAAGCUGACCUCUAA